This is a messenger RNA of Nothobranchius furzeri (turquoise killifish), 2257 nucleotides long. It is a transcript of the gene sms, whose product is annotated as spermine synthase. NCBI's taxonomy places the organism in Eukaryota, Metazoa, Chordata, Actinopteri, Cyprinodontiformes, Nothobranchiidae. Gene Ontology annotation, molecular function: spermine synthase activity. Gene Ontology annotation, biological process: spermine biosynthetic process. The record is from RefSeq and is a predicted model, not a curated record.
UUUCCCCCUCCUGCACAUGUGGAGCCUCCCCCCGGCUGUCACGCACGAUCCGCGGUCCCAUUGGCUCCGCCCACUCUAGCAUGUGCGGAGAGGCAACAGCAGCAGCGGUAGCAGGGCCCUCCCUCUGUCUCUGCAGAUAAGUAUUCGCAGCCUGUUAUCCCAGGCAUGGAUGUCGGUUGCAGUGAGACAUGGCAGUGCGACAUUAUACUCUCGACUUUAAUCUUUCUACGGCAGUUGACUCUGCCUCGAUAGUUCCUGCUUUGCUGUCCAUAUUUCAUGAGCAGGAACUGGCAGAAACCAUUCAUGACACAAACGGGCAUGGAUAUCUUGCUACAUUUGUUGGCAAAAAUGGCCGGCUUGUCAUUCUCCGCGUGCACUCCCAUGGGUUAGUCACCAUCGAUCUGCAGUGUUAUGAAGAUGACAACACUGCACAGCUAGACAAUCUUUUAAAUGCACUGGAAAAGAAGUUAAAAGUUCUCUUAAAUGACAAUGUUGCAAGGAUCAAAAAGCUCCCAGCUCUGGUGCGAGGAGCUAAAGUUGACCGAUACUGGCCCACAGCCGAUGGGAGAUUGGUGGAGUAUGACGUUGAUGAGGUGGUGUACGAAGAAGAUUCUGCAUACCAAAACAUAAAGAUAUUGCACUCACAGCAGUAUGGAAAUAUUCUUGUGCUCGAUGGAGAUGUUAACUUGGCAGAGAGUGAUCUCGCCUACACCCAAGCUAUAACCGGUAGCGGGAAGGAGAAUUAUGCAGGAAAAGAAGUGCUGAUAUUAGGAGGAGGUGAUGGAGGCAUCCUAGCUGAGUUGGUCAAACAAAAGCCAAAGAUGAUCACCAUGGUGGAGAUCGAUCAGAAGGUGAUAGACGGGUGCAAGAUGCACAUGAGGAAAACUUGUGGCAAUACUUUGGACACCCUGAGGGGAGAUUGUUACCAAAUUCUAAUUGAGGACUGCGUCCCCCUGCUGAAAAAGUAUGUCCAGGAAGGAAGGACGUUUGACUAUGUAAUUAAUGACCUGACUGCAAUUCCAAUAUCCACUGCACCAGAAGAAGACUCCAUGUGGGAAUUCCUACGACUCAUCUUAGAUCUGUCCAUACGCGUCCUGCAUCCCAAGGGGAAGUAUUUCACACAGGGUAACAGUGUAAAUCUGACAGAGGCACUGAGUUUGUAUGAAGAACAGCUGGAAAAGCUCUCGUGCCCGGUGGAGUUCCGCAAAGAGGUGGUGUGCGUGCCCUCCUACCUGGAGCAAUGGGUUUUCUACACUGCAUGGAAGAAGUAAAGAUCUGAAGAUUUUUGGUUGAAAAUGUGCAGCAGCUGGAAUGUGAAUGUGUGACUGCUCCUCGGUCUGAUGGCGACAUUAACUCAUCAAUGCUUUAAUAUGUAGGUUACUGACUGACCUGGUUCUAUCUGAUAUUAACACAUACAGCUUCAAGUAAAUCAGUUAGUGGCUGGCAUGCAAAGUGGUUUGAUCCUAACUUCCUCUCUUUAUUGGCAAUAAACAGGCUCAUCUUUCUGGUUUAGUUUUUUAGCCCUUAGAAGGCAGCUACUUAAAACCAGCUUAGACACAAAAGUCUGGUAGAACUUUUGGUUUUUAUUUUCACAACUAGUAAAAUGUGCUUAUUUAUGGCGUAGACCUCUGAAUGCAGCAGUCAUCAGAACAUAGAUGCUUAAAUUAGAUGGAGAAACACUCAGGAACACCUAAAGCUAAAUCCCAUCUCACCUUAAAGAGGCACAGUGACGUUCAUCUUCCCCAUCAGUCCCAGUCGCCCUUUCUCCUGCUCAGAUGUUAAGUUGUGUUUAUUAUUUUGUGUUUUUAGGAUUGACUUGUUCAUUUGAGCGUGUUCUGAAGGAACAUUUGGACGUUUAAACACUGAUUUGAUACACUGAUGAUGUGCUUUAUCUUUUUUAAUAGUGUUGUUUGAGCCGACCCUUUUUGUUUACCUGAAUAUUUUACGUUGUUUGGAGGCAGUGUGAUCACGCCAGACUGGACCAGUUGUGUUUUUAAAAGGGAAGCCAUUCCUCCUCCAUGUUAGCGCCACUCUUGUGCUCGUGCUGUUUCUAUGUUAUGUUUUAUUAGCACCUUUGAUUUCUCCUGAUAUAUUGAGUAUAUUAGGUGCAUGCUAAGGACGGUGAAUGUAGCUUGCAUAUAUACAGUACACGGCACAUUCGAUGGGAUGCUUAUUUAUUCAUAGGUUCACCAGAUUCUGUCCUGUUCUGCUUGACAUAAGUUGUGACCAUCUGCAAUUAAAGUGUUCUGAAGGAAAA